GUGUGUUAUUAUUCUCAGUAAUCAAAUAUCGUAAAUUCAGCGGUUUGUGGCGCGGCGAAUGGCGACACUCCUGCGAGAGCCAGUCGCCUGCCACUCGCCUAUCUAAGUUAACGUGUAAUAAAUUAUAAAUUUAUAAAUGUAAUAAAGUAGUUCAGCAUAUACAGUAUUUUAUUGGAAGACCCCAGCCUCUGUACACUAAACUGGUGACCCCGACGAAGAACUCUCGAAGAAAGUUUGUAGUGAAGGGAAUCGGCGUAAUUAGUGACAUUGGCUGUGGGGUAAGUUUUGUUCGAGAUCAAAUUCCACGCGGCACGGCGACAGGAAGUUAGCGUGACGCAAUCGAAGAGCGCGCGUGGCACGUGGCGACUACAGCGGCAGGCGGCUCACAAGCUCAUCGGCUAGUAACUCAUCGGCUUAAUAAUGAAUAAAGCAGCAGCUUCAGACACGCAGAUCAAGGAAGAGGCGUCAGGCGCGGCGUUGGCAUCGAUAAGCGUGUCCACCAAGCUACCAGAAUUUUGGACAGACUUGCCAAGGUUAUGGUUCGCACAGUUCGAGUCUGUGAUGGCCCCACAGAAGCAGGGGGAAGAGACCAAAUUCAACCUGGUCAUAUCGAAACUCGGAAAAGAGGCCAUUCAGCAGGUCAGCGACCUCGUGAUGUCACCACCCGCCCAGGACAGGUAUACGGCGCUUAAGGAGAGGCUGCUGCAGGUUUAUGAAGAGAGUGCCGAAAGACAAAUGCAGAAGUUGGUGUCGGAGCUGGAAUUGGGUUCGCAAAGACCCUCCCAGUUUUUAAGGCGCAUGAAGGAUCUGGGUCGCAGCGCACAAAUUGCGGACAACACACUCAAGAGCCUGUGGUUGUCGAAAAUGCCGUCAUCAGUUCGAGCAGUCAUGGCGGUUUGUGAAGAUCAGUCUCUGGACAAGCUGGCGGCCAUGGCAGACAAGAUUACCGAAUACACCAACGUCGGGGAUGUGGCAGCCGUGUCAUGCAAGAAGGAAACAGAUGAGCAGCCGGACGAGAAGAUGAGCAGAUUGGAGCUGGAGGUUGCAGCGCUCCGCGCCGAACUGAGGGGUCGCGAGCGCUCUAGGAGCAACGACAGACGGACCGACUUCAGGAGAAGAUCGACAUCGCGGCCGAGAAGAGCACCUGGAGACCCGGACUGGCUGUGCCGUUUUCACUUUCGGUACAGAUCGAGAGCUAACCGCUGCGAGCAACCCUGCGCGUGGCGAGCCAAGCAGUCGGGAAACUAGACGGAGUACAUGCGGGCGCGGUGGACGGAUGUACUCAAGGUCAGGACAUCACGCGCCCGCCAGCCUUCAAGGAUGUCCCAGAGCAUUCCGUGUAUCAUCACAUCGAGACUACUGGACCACCUGUGCACGCGCGUGCCAGGAGGUUACCGGCCGACAG
Colias croceus (clouded yellow) is the source of this 1405-nucleotide messenger RNA. RefSeq lists its product as uncharacterized. NCBI's taxonomy places the organism in Eukaryota, Metazoa, Arthropoda, Insecta, Lepidoptera, Pieridae. Bases 421 to 1248 code for a protein of 275 amino acids. The transcript is spliced from 2 exons. The record is from RefSeq and is a predicted model, not a curated record.